GGGGCCGGGUGUCCGGCCGCAGCGCCGCCGCCAUCACGGAUUUCCUGUGGGACAAGCGCACGGGCCUCGCCGCCAGGACGAUGCCCCACCCCCGCCGCUACCGGUCAUCGGAGCGGGGCAGCUACCGCGGGCGGAAGCACAAGCGGCGGAGGAGCCGGUCGUGGUCCCGCAGCAGCAGCGACCGCACGCGCCGGCCCCGGCGGGAAGACAGUUACCACGUCCGCUCGCGGAGCUACGGGGACCGCUCGCCCGACCGGCGGCCGUACGCCCGGCGCUACUGCGGCGGCGGCGGCUACCGGAGCCGGGACCGCGGCCAGCCGUACUGUCUCCCCGACUGCCGCGGCUCCUAUGACGCCUACCGGGGCAGCCGCAGGAAACCUCGCCGCCACCAGCGCCGCACUCGCACUUUCAGCCGCUCCUCCACGCAGCGCAGCAGCCGGAGGGCCAAGAGCGUGGAGGACGACGCCGAGGGCCACCUCGUCUACCACAUCGGCGACUGGCUCCAGGACCGAUAUGAGAUCGUCAGCACCCUCGGGGAGGGGACGUUCGGCCGCGUGGUGCAUUGCCUGGACCACCGCAGGGGCGGGGCCCGCGUGGCCUUAAAGAUCAUCAAGAACGUGGAGAAGUACAAGGAGGCCGCCCGGCUGGAGAUCAACGUCCUGGAGAAGAUCAACGAGAAGGACCCGGACAACAAGAACCUCUGCGUCCAGAUGUUCGACUGGUUCGACUACCACGGCCACAUGUGCAUCUCCUUCGAGCUGCUGGGCCUGAGCACCUUCGACUUCCUCAAGGACAACAACUACGUGCCCUACCCCAUCCAGCACGUGCGCGACAUGGCCUACCAGCUCUGCCGGGCCGUCAAGUUCCUCCACGACAACAAGCUGACGCACACGGACCUGAAGCCGGAGAACAUCCUGUUCGUCAAUUCGGACUACGAGCUCACCUACAACUUGGAGAAGAAGCGGGACGAGCGCAGCGUGAAGUGCACGGCCGUGAGGGUGGUGGACUUUGGCAGUGCCACCUUCGACCACGAGCACCACAGCACGAUAGUGUCCACCCGCCACUACCGGGCCCCCGAGGUCAUCCUAGAGCUCGGCUGGACGCAGCCGUGCGACGUCUGGAGCAUCGGCUGCAUCGUGUUCGAGUACUACGUGGGCUUCACCCUGUUUCAGACCCACGAUAACCGGGAACACCUGGCCAUGAUGGAACGGAUACUGGGGCCCAUCCCGUCGCGGAUGAUCCGGAAGACGAGGAAGCAGAAGUAUUUUUACCGCGGCCGGCUGGACUGGGACGAGAACACGUCGGCCGGACGCUACGUCCGGGAGAACUGCAAACCGCUCCGCCGCUACUUGACGUCCGAGGCCGAGGAACACCACCAGCUCUUCGACCUGAUCGAGGGCAUGUUGGAGUACGAGCCGGCCAAGCGGCUGGCCCUGGGCGAGGCCCUGCAGCACCCCUUCUUCGCCCGCCACCCGCGCGCCCCGCCGCCCAGCCCCCCGCUCUGGGACGCCACCCGGGACAUCAGCCGGUGA
Messenger RNA from Tachyglossus aculeatus (Australian echidna), 1532 nucleotides. RefSeq names its product CDC like kinase 2 (gene CLK2). NCBI's taxonomy places the organism in Eukaryota, Metazoa, Chordata, Mammalia, Monotremata, Tachyglossidae. Gene Ontology annotation, molecular function: ATP binding; protein tyrosine kinase activity. Gene Ontology annotation, cellular component: nucleus. The record is from RefSeq and is a predicted model, not a curated record. Bases 81 to 1532 code for a protein of 483 amino acids. Gene Ontology annotation, biological process: protein phosphorylation; regulation of RNA splicing. The transcript is spliced from 13 exons.